AUGAAGUGGCGGGAAUACCCCGACUACGAGAACUCGUGGGAGUUUGAGGUGCCACUUUGGCAAGACUGCCCAGAAGUCGUAGACGCUUAUGAUCAGAAGGAUUAUGACGCUCCGCGCUUCUCGGCAGUAGCCCGGAAGCCGGAGGGCCAUGAGCUGAGCUCAAGUUAUAUCCCUGGGCUGCUGUGGUUGCAGACUCACCCGUGUCAGUUUUCACAGAGCUCGUGGGAGCGUGAUGGAAUUCGAUUUUUUUUAUUAAAAAAGGCAGAAUACGACUUAAUUUGCCAACUAAGGAGCUUUCGUGAGGCGGCGAGACAUGAUACUCUACAGGUUGUUUUAGAACGCGUUUGGACAUCUAACGCCAUGACAAUCCGGCUGCAGCCGUCGACGUAUUGA
This is a messenger RNA of Plasmopara halstedii, 393 nucleotides long. RefSeq names its product Chromo domain/shadow. The record is from RefSeq and is a predicted model, not a curated record. The coding region runs from base 1 to 393 and encodes 130 amino acids. The transcript is spliced from 3 exons. NCBI's taxonomy places the organism in Eukaryota, Oomycota, Peronosporomycetes, Peronosporales, Peronosporaceae.